AUGGCAUCACCAGUUAUCCCUUUGACCCGUCGAGACCAUGUGAGAAGUUUGCCGAGACGGGUGGAGUUGAAAUACAUAGUGUUAGUGUUUGGUAUGGUCUUUAUAGGGCUGUAUUGGAUGACGGAGAUUUUAGCUCAGGACAUUAGGAGUCGAGAUGCGGAGACUAUGUUUUACCCGAGUAACAGGGUUCAGCCUGGCGGGAUUCCCGCAUACGUGCCCCAUAUUAUAAAUAAGCCAUCAGACCAGAUGUCAUUGGAGCAUAACAUGUUAGGUAGCGAUUUACUGGAUGGUAACAAGAGAACGGGGUUGUUUGAUGGUAUUCGAACUUAUUACAUUAAUUUAGAUGGGUCGGUGGAUCGAUCCCGGGGUAUGUCUGGGAUUUUGGGAGAGUCUGCAGUCCGGGUGAGGGCGGUAAAUGGAACGGAUGUUGACGAUUUAUUGGACCAUUUCCAGCCGAGCGACUUGCAGGCCUUUAUCGAGCAGCCCAGAGAAUUUUUGUUUACGAAGCACAGAUGCGUGACGGGCCAAUUAGGCAACUAUCUUUCCCACCUCAAUGCUAUUUCAAGAGCCCUAUCCGACGGGGCUCAAUACGUAGUUAUCGUUGAAGACGACCUCAGUGAUACUUACAGACAAUUAUGGCCUGCUAAACUUACAACCAUUGUGCAGCAAGCAAACAAACUUUACCCCAAAUGGUAUGCCAUCAGGCUACAAUGGCAUGACUAUGAGCCUAAGGUUCAGCAAGAAUGGAAACACUGGGUAUCCCAUGCACAAGACGUCAGAGAUCAUAUAUUACAAUACUCAGGCCAAAGCAAGCUAGAUCAAUUAGAUCAAACCUGGGGCAACUGGCCGGACGAUAUCAUUGAUUUUGUGAGGCCAUAUAAAGAAGGAUGGGGCAAUGUCGCCACCCUAUGGAACAGGCAAGGUCUUCAACACUUUGUCGAUAAAUAUAGGUCUCCAACUCAUCCAAAUAAAUGGCAAUGCUUACCUGAUAGGCCCUGCUCAGCUGAUCUCAGUUUCUGGGUCGAAGAUAAUGUUCUCAUCACCAUACCGCCCCUUAUCGGCGUUAAAUUCACCGGUAUAAGUACGAGUGAAAUUCGUAAUGGCGUUGUCAACGGUGAUCACGCCCUUGGACACAGAAGAUCCGCCCUAACACAACUAGCGUGGCUAAUGGAGACCAGAGAGAUUUUCAAGGUGGACGCCAAUAUAGGUCAAGUGCCGAUUUUGCCUCCUGCCAAGCAUCCUUGA
Gregarina niphandrodes is the source of this 1245-nucleotide messenger RNA. RefSeq names its product putative transmembrane protein. The transcript has a single exon. Bases 1 to 1245 code for a protein of 414 amino acids. The record is from RefSeq and is a predicted model, not a curated record. Lineage: Eukaryota; Apicomplexa; Conoidasida; Eugregarinorida; Gregarinidae.